AUGUCUGCCUCCUCCAGUCGAUCGAUCAACCUCCUGCAUGUCGGAAACCAUCCUGAUGAUGAAGCAUGUCUACCUUGUGACUAUAAAGACGGAAUAAGCAUCGAACGGACUUCUUGGACGGACGACAACAUAGCUCGAAGGUUUUGGAAGUGCAAAAACUUCUUGCUGAAGGUCCAAAAUGUAAGCUUUUUUAUGUGGAAAAACGAUGAAAUGGAGGAGGGGUACUACAAGUGA
Molecule: messenger RNA, 234 nt
Organism: Lactuca virosa
Lineage: Eukaryota; Viridiplantae; Streptophyta; Magnoliopsida; Asterales; Asteraceae
Source: the annotation of a GenBank genome assembly